GUAUAAAAAAAAUGAAAUAAACAAAAAUAAAAUAUCCACUUCAUCUCCACUGCGAACCUCUCAUCAUCAUCCCAAGCUUCCUCCUCAACUUGGGCCAUUCAUGGCAGCACUCUAAAAGCUCCAUAAUUCCAAACACCAUCUUCUCCUCCAAAUUCUCAGGAGGAAGAAGAAAAGAUACAACUCUAAUUCGAUAUCCAUAUUUGAUUCAAUUCCUUAAAAAAUUUUCCCAUCCUUAGCCAGAAAUAUGGCCAAGGCUCUUAUUUCAUCCCCACCAGCUUCAUCUUUCAUUGGAGGGACCCCACUUCCUUCACUGUGUCACCGCCAUGUCUUUCUCCCCAAACCCAAUAGAUUCGUCAGUACUAGAGUUAAAUUCAGUUUACAAGAACUCCCUCCUCAUUUUCAGGGCGGCUCCGUUGAUUUUGGAGCGAUUCUAAGUAGAGCUGAGAGCUUGCUUUACACUUUAGCUGAUGCUGCAGUGGCUGCUGACCCGGCUGCUGCUGACUCGGCCACUACUACCGUUCAGAAAAGCGGAGGCUGGUUUGGGUUCAUUUCUGAUGGAAUGGAAUUUGUGCUAAAGAUACUAAAGGAGGGCCUAACAGCUGUACAUGUGCCAUAUUCCUAUGGGUUUGCCAUUAUAUUGCUUACUGUGAUUGUGAAACUCGCCACGUUCCCUCUGACCAAACAGCAGGUUGAAUCAACAUUGGCAAUGCAAAACCUCCAACCAAAGAUCAAAGCUAUACAAGAACGAUAUGCGGGGAACCAGGAAAGAAUACAGCUCGAGACUGCACGUUUAUACAGACAGGCAGGAGUUAAUCCUCUCGCAGGAUGUCUGCCAACCCUUGCCACGAUUCCAGUCUGGAUAGGUUUAUAUCAAGCUCUUUCAAAUGUAGCCAAUGAGGGACUUUUGACUGAGGGUUUCUUCUGGAUUCCUUCUUUGGGAGGGCCAACCACAAUCGCUGCUCGACAAAGUGGAUCAGGAAUUUCUUGGCUCUUUCCAUUUGUGGAUGGACAUCCUCCACUCGGUUGGCAAGACACUGCAGCAUAUCUCGUUCUGCCGGUUCUCUUGAUUGUCUCUCAAUAUGUUUCAAUGGAGAUAAUGAAGCCACCUCAGACAGAUGAUCCGAACCAAAAGAACACUCUUCUUGUUUUCAAGUUCCUUCCUCUCAUGAUUGGUUACUUCUCCUUGUCUGUCCCGUCAGGGUUGACAAUAUACUGGUUCAUCAAUAAUGUGCUGAGCACAGCACAGCAAGUAUGGUUACGUAAAUUAGGUGGUGCCAAGCCUGUUGUUAAUGACAACGCUAAUGGCAUCAUUACCGCUGGACGAGCAAAAAGAUCUCCUUCACAGGCAACAGAUCGAAGUGGUGAAAGGUUCGUUUGCUAUAGACCAAGCUUUCAUUUUAAUUGUGUUUGUUCUUCUUCAGUACUUUUCUUUGUGACUGACAAGUAAGUUUUGGAAAAUUAAUAGAUUUAGGCAACUGAAAGAAGAGGAAAAGAAGAAGAAAUUAAGCAAGGCUACUGCAAUUGAUGUUGAGACAUCCGCAACAGUGUCUGAUUCUGAAGGCGAGUCAGAUGAAGAGUCCACGUCAAAGGAUGAUGAGGUUUUGGAGGAGGCUAUUGCUUCUAGUGGUGAUAAAUCCAUCCCUAAUUAUACUGGACCAAGGAGGAGUAAGCGAUCAAAGCGGAAGCGGACAGUGUGAAUACCUGGUAUUGUAAUCUAUUUUUGUAGUUGUGAGCUAUGAUAAUCUUUUGUAUAUCUGAACAACUGUACCUUGGUGUAUAGCGACCAAUUUUCACGCAGGUCAUUUUUUCUGGAAAAAAAUUGUCUAGCUGAACCAAACCAGUUAGUUAGCAGCUGGUCAACAGCUAGUUCAAUAGACCACAUACUAAUGUCAUAUCUAGCACUAUGAUUUUUCUGUAAUAUUGAUUAACAGAUUGAAGAAGUAAUUGUAGUUUAGCUAGCAAAGUAAACAUUUCUUUUCCAUGUUUUAAGGCUUGCAACAUCAUUUUUACAGCGAGAGGACAUGUAGACGAGAUUUGUAUGCAUUUACAUCUUAUUGGACCCUUUAUUACCCAUUCUUUCUUCAUUAGCGAUAGAAGUGAAUUUGUUUUUUUCCAUGACCAUUUAUCACCAGUUUCUUUUUGUUUGUGAUAUGUAAUGACAUUUAGUGCCUAAAACUUAGGUUUUUACUGUAUGGUUGGUAAAGUUACAAUGGUUAUCUUUCUCGGGAUCAGAUUUGAGACAUGCUAGAUGCUCACUUCUCUUUGGAAGCUAACUUGAUUUGAUUCUCCAAUACAGACACAUUUUGUACAAAACCAAUAAGUCCUAAGAUUGUCAUUUGUCUAGGUUGCGAGAGAUGUAUCUUAACACUUCUGCAACUGAAAACAAAUAUUCUGUCCUAAGGACCAUAAUUGCUUCAUAAUCUUGUUGGUGGACGAUGAUUUCCUGUAGGGUUCGGUCCGGAAGGUGCUUUACGUGUUUUCCUCUCGCUAACCUGCAAUUAUGUAGUUUGAGAACAAUGAUCAGUGGUGAUUCGUAAUGUUGUGUUUCUAGAGUGCAAGCAGGUGAUGAAUUUACGUACUAAGUGACUUGUAAUGUGCCCUGUUGUAGUUCGUGACCUGUAUUCUGCAUAGCCAAUGUUGACUUCAACUGAGGAAGAACAUUCAAAACCAGUCAGAUGACUUUUAGGUAUUUAGCAAGCACAUCAGCGUCCCAUUGUAGAACAGUGCCUUGAUCAACAAUGUAGCAAGGAAAAGAAGAAACAGUUCAUAAUGUGUACCUGAUUUUGCAUCUUCAAUCUUGGAAGGGAAAGCAAAGGAUAUUUGAAAGGCACCAAGCAGAAGAAGCCAUAGGAUGAAAAGGUGAUGGAGAAUGUCUCGCACCCUUCUCAUAGUCGUCACAAGUUUGUUGAAAUGGCGGAGUGGUUUUUGAAGGAAUUUGAUGGACAUGAGGGGGUACUUUUAAAGUUCUGUUUUAGGUUUUGGCAAUCAUUAGGAACUUGAAAACAUGGAAUGUUUUGCUAAAGGUACUUUUUGGGAUCCUAUGCUCCCUCCAUUAUCAUCUUCAACCUCCUCCCACAAAAUAAGUGAUAAAAUCAGGGAAUCUGAUCUGAUGUGAUCAGCCUCUCGUCAUUGUGAAUUGAUUUGGUUCCACCCAUCAUUAUUACCUCCAUCAUGAACUCGCAUAUUGCCAUCCACCCUUUAUUUACUUUUCAGUGCAUCAAUCAUGAUGCCUUGGACCUUAAUCUUCCCAUGCUGAUUGCAGAUAGAGUACUUACUUCUCUGUACCAGUUACAUUUAGGAUUGCUUCUGGCUGGUGUGCUACGCUUCAAUGGUGACGCAUUUGUUUGAUACAAGAUGGAGUUUUACAAAAGCACAAAUGACGUCAUUUUGAGAAUACCGCACACAUGAUGCAAAAGGAAUAUAUAUGAGGAGAUUGGCAUUUGCUUAAAUUUUGCAAAAAUAAUAUGGAGUUGACUACAUAAAACAGUACAGGCCUAUAUGUGAAUAUCUAUCGAGUACAACAAUGACUCCAAUGCUUGUCUUCUGCCAUACAGUUCAGUUACAUGAACUAUAUUUUUUGUUCUGGGAAAACAGUAUAUAGUGUUUCUAAGAUUCAACUUCUUUGUUAUCACCACCUCCAAUUUGAAGUUUCUUGGCGGUAGAUGAUUCGGUAGUUCUUCCAUUAACAUUGUCCUCCCUCAUUGAGCUGGUAUCCUCUGGUGAAGAAAUUCGGUGGGUGGUGGUAAUGAUUAUUCACCGGAUCAUUAUGAAAUCAGUAGCACUAGCAAAAGUAACAUGAUGGAUGGUCAUUGAUGUGGCUAUUGGGACGGAUAAUUGUGUUCGAGUUUUGUCACACUACAUUGACUUACUUACCGCCUUUUCCAUUACUUUUCGGGAUCAUCAAAGAUUUGUUAUCAUUUGGUUAGAACUGUGC
Messenger RNA from Oldenlandia corymbosa var. corymbosa, 3934 nucleotides. The record is from the annotation of a GenBank genome assembly. NCBI's taxonomy places the organism in Eukaryota, Viridiplantae, Streptophyta, Magnoliopsida, Gentianales, Rubiaceae.